AUCGAAAGUCAUCAGAACUAGAAAGCACAAAUUAAUAGAACAAACAUGUUGUUUCAUAACUCUAAUCCAAAUAGGACAGUACUAAUUGUGAUUUCAUUUUGCUCACUUUUCGUAUUUCGGUCAGCUCUAGUCAAUGCUUCGUUCCUAAGGCAGACGUACAACCAGCCACAACAGCCUUGCAUCGCCAAUCGCCAAUUGAGAUCCUUUGCCCAGCAAGAGGAAUUGACCGAAGACUAUGUUGCCCCACUUGCAAACCAAGAUUUACAGUGCGGAGUUGCCAAUAGUCCAGCGGCAGACACAAGGAUCGUUGGUGGAUCAGAAACACAACCCAAUGAAUAUCCGUGGACCGUAUUUUUAAACUUAUAUUUUUGGAGUGGAGACAGAGCUACGUGUACUGGGACACUUAUCGGUUCCAGAUGGAUUCUAACUGCCGCUCAUUGCACCUUUGGGGCUGUCAACGUAUCAGUCAUUUUAGGAUCACACGACACGUCAAUUGGGGACAAUGAGCCUCAUCGUCAAACAUUUGUUGUAUCCGCUCGCAACAUCAAAACUCAUCCGGAUUACACGUUUGGCGAGGUGGAGGACGAUAUUGCUUUGGUAGAACUACCGCAAGAUAUCACCUAUUCUAAAUUCGUCCUGCCAGCCUGUCUUCCCUUUUCCGAUGAGCCUGAUCUAGUGGGAGAGCCAGUCAUUCUAGUCGGAUGGGGAAAUUAUUCUAGCACUCCCGAUUCUGGUCUCAGUCCUCAAUUGCGCCGAGUGCAGACAUCUGUCAUUUCUUCCUACGGCACUAACGGUCAAUGCCAGCAAGAAGCUGGUAAAGGAGCAUUUUCCGGCGAUAAAAUUAUUUGUGGCGACGGAUCGCAAGGCCAUCGUUUUUGCUACGGUGACGAUGGCGGCCCGAUGAACCACUACAACAACUUGACUGGAACGUACACUGUCGCUGGAGUGGCAUGGGUUGGCGAUGCAACUGUCAACUGCCAAAGCUCUGGAUUGCCUACCCUUUACGCCCGCGUUCGCAAUUAUGUCGACUGGAUUUACAAUAAUACCGAUAUUGCCCCAACUCCUAAACCGACAACAACGACCACCACUACGACAACAACGACAGAAGACCCAACAGUUUUCAGUUGCAGGAAUAAGCCGGAUGGUGUCUAUGCCAAUCCGUUCGACGACUGUUCCACCAUUUUCUACAUGUGCUCCAACUAUAUCAAAUCAGAAAUGAUUUGCCCGGAUGCUGGUACAGUUUUUAACCCAGCUACAUGCUAUUGCGACUAUCCCUAUAACGUUCUGGCUUGUGGACUACAUAUCGAGAAUUGGAUCUAUUCCUGCAAAUUUUCUGUAUCACCGAAAAUGAAGCUGGCCUUUCUAGUCUUUUUCCUUGCAACUUUGCUUGCUGCUGUCCUCGGACAAACAGGAGAAUUUUAUCCGUGUAAAGCGGAUGUGUUUUCUGCUCGAGCAGUCUUAUUGCACCAGGAGCCUAAAGUCAACGUACAGUGUGGUAUUGCUAAUCAAAUGAGUUCACGCAUCGUCGCUGGCUCGGUGGUGACUCCCAACGAGUUUCCCUGGAUGGCCUUUCUGCGAAUUACUUUUUGGAGUGGAGAUUCGGCUAUGUGUGGAGGUACGGUCAUCGACGGUCGCUGGAUCUUAACGGCCGCCCACUGCACAUUCGGCGCCGUUAGCAUUACUGUCAUUUUGGGCGCUCACGACAUUACCCUGAGCAGCAGCGAUGCCAACCGACAAGAGUUUACCAGUCACAAGUGGAUUGUUCAUCCGUCCUGGAGUUAUGGCGAUGUGGAGAAUGACAUAGCAAUCAUUGAACUACCUUUCCCUGCAACCUUCUCUGAAUAUGUCCGACCGGCUUGUCUUCCAUAUGUGGAUGAUCCUAACCAACUUGGCAACCCAGUCACGCUCCUUGGGUGGGGCAAUUAUUCCAGCAUUCCUGAUAGCGGAUUUAGCACUUAUUUGAGAAAAACUUUGACGACGGUCAUAUCGUCAGCGGGCACAACUGGCCAGUGUCAACAGCAAUCAGGAGUGGGAUCUUUUUCUGGCGACAAAAUCAUUUGCAGCGAUGGAUCUCAAGGCCGCCGUUUCUGCUACGGCGAUGAUGGUGGACCGAUGAACUUUUACGAUUCGUACUGGGGAACGUACUCUGUUGUCGGUAUCGCCUGGAUAGGCGACAAGAGCAGCGAUUGCCAAAAUUCACGGCUGCCCAACAUCUACACUCGAGUCAGUUACUACGUCAACUGGAUUUACAACAAUACAGACAUCGUGCCAACUCCCAGACCUGUCACAACGACGACUACAACCACGACGACUACAACCACGACAACGACACGACCUACAACAACGACACGACCUACAACAACUACCCCGACCACUACUCCAACAACGACCCCGACAACCACUACGACUACACCGACCCCAACGAGCUAUCCAUCCGGAUUUGAUUGCAAAGGGAAACCGAACGGAGUAUAUCCUAAUCCGUGGGACGAUUGUUCUCGAACAUUCUUUUAUUGCUCCAACGAAUUCGUCUACGAAUACGUAUGUCCGGAUGCUGGAACCGUUUUCAAUGAAGUGCUGUGCGAAUGCGACUAUACAGAGAAUGUGGCCGGAUGUUGGGACGAGGUAAAAAAGACGACUGCGUUAUCGAACUCAUUGUGGGCUGAAACAUUCGAUCGACACAGAAAAAAGCGCAAGUCAAUCAUGUUGUCGAACCAACGAGUCGUUUUGACUCUCUUCGCCUAUUUCAUCUUCGCUUCAAUUUACGUCGAAGCUUUCAACAGCAGGGUGACGCAAUGUCCAGCAUUUGCUCUUAGUUCAAUUAUGUCAACGCGAUCUUCGAGGUAUCACCUACCAGUCAAAUCAGAGUCGCCCGAAAAAUCCCAACAACCUGAAUCGUUGUCCAACAAGGAUGAGAGGAUCGUCGGUGGCCAGGAAACGACUCCCAACGAGUUUGGUUUCAUGGCUUAUUUGGAAGUGGAAUUCUGGAACGGCGAUGUUGCCAAGUGCGGUGGAACACUCAUCAGUGAACGUUGGAUCUUGACGGCUGCUCAUUGCACAGUCGGUGCCGUUAAAGUCGCAGUUUCGUUGGGAGCCCAUGAUGUCAGUCCUGGCAGCACUGAUCAACAUCGAGUAAUAUUCAAUCUGGAAGGUGCAGCUGCCCAGUCUAUCAAUUAUCCUGGAUGGUUUAUCGGCAAGGUGGAAGAUGACAUUUCUCUCAUCAAGUUGCCACAAGACGUCGUUCUUAAUCAAUGGAUCAAACCGACAAGAUUGCCUUAUUCAGACGAUCCUGAUCAAGUUGGCGACCCAGUUCUGUUGACUGGAUGGGGAAAUUACUCCAGCACACCUGACAGCGGAUUAAGUCCUGUUCUCCGUCAAGUUGGCACCACAGUAAUUUCGCACUCGACUUGCGAAGCAACUGCCAGUCAGGGCUCUUUUUCCAACGACAAAAUUAUCUGCGGAGAUGGAACACAAGGACGCCGCUACUGUUACGGAGAUGAUGGUGGCCCAAUGAACGACUACCGAGAAGAUGAACAGGAAUGGUUUGUUAUUGGCGUUGCUUGGUUCGGUGAUAAGACCAGCGAUUGCCAGAGUUCCGGCAAACCCAACCUGUAUGCCCGAGUCAGUAGCUACGUCGACUGGAUCCACAACCAGACGGGUAUCCCACCACGCCAAAGACCGACCACUACCACCCCAACCACCACUGAGCGAACAACGCCAACGACACCGACAACGACGACCGAAGACCCCAAUGUAUUCAGCUGCAGAAACCGAGAAAACGGUCUUUACCCGGUCCCGGAUGUCCAGUGUACCAAAUACUUUUAUUACUGCUCCAACGGGAUGGCUUAUCUUUAUGAUUGCCCUGUUGCUGGUACCAUCUUCUAUUAUGAGGCGUGCGUCUGUGAAUAUCCCGCCAACGUUCCCGGCUGCUACGGUUACGUUCCGGAGCCCUUCGCCAACGCUCUAAAGCGAAAGUUUUGAAUUUAACAACAUCUGGAAGAGUUGUUAUAAUCUACGGUGUGCUUUAAAAAUUGCAGAUAAUUAUUUGUCAAUUUCUGUUAUAUAAGUGCAGAAUCGGCGAAUAUUGGAUUGGCAAUGACAUGUAAAACUAUAUACUAAUUUUCUUAAACGCUUGUCAUAGAUAGUUGUUGAAUAUGGUGUGGUUUAAACGGAAAAGAAAAUUGCAAUAUUCAGUU
Molecule: messenger RNA, 4193 nt
Organism: Daphnia magna
Lineage: Eukaryota; Metazoa; Arthropoda; Branchiopoda; Diplostraca; Daphniidae
Exons: 23
Coding region: 46-3978 (1310 amino acids)
Biological process (GO): proteolysis
Cellular component (GO): extracellular region
Molecular function (GO): chitin binding; serine-type endopeptidase activity
Source: RefSeq, a predicted model, not a curated record